AUGGUACUAGCAGGACUCGGAAGGCAGCUGAAUACAGCGUUGAACUCAUUCAGCAAGGCUAGCGUUGUUGAUGAGAAGACACUCGACGCACUUCUCAAGGAAAUCUCAAAGGCCUUACUCGAAUCUGACAUCAACGUCAAGCUUGUAGGUAACCUACGCAACCACGUCAAGACCCGCGCUUUGAAGGAGAUCAAGGAAGCCAAUGCUAGCACAAAUCACCAAAAGUCAAAGCAGAUUGUACACAAGGCUAUCUUUGAUCAACUCGUCGCUCUCGUUGACCCACAGGAAGACCCUUACAAGCCAACGAAAGGGAAAACUAACAUUAUCAUGGCUGUUGGUUUACAGGGUGCCGGUAAGACCACAUCCUGCACUAAACUCGCAGUCCACUACCAAAAGAAGGGCUUCAAAGUAGCUCUUGUGUGCGCAGAUACCUUCAGAGCUGGUGCAUUCGACCAACUCAAGCAAAACGCUACAAAGGCUAAAAUACCCUUCUACGGCUCUUACACUGAAACUGAUCCCGUAGCAAUCUCAGUAGCUGGUGUUCAACAAUUUAAAAAGUCAAAAUUCGACGUCAUCAUUGUUGAUACCUCUGGUAGACAUAAGCAGGAGGAGGAUUUAUUCGAAGAGAUGGUAAUGAUUAGCCAGGCUGUCAAACCUCAAAUGACGGUACUCGUUAUGGACGGUGCGAUGGGUCAGGCUGCUGAAUCUCAAGCUAGCGCUUUCAAGCAGAGUUCCGAUUUUGGUGCAAUCAUUGUCACUAAAAUGGAUGGUCACGCUAAAGGUGGUGGUGCUAUCUCUGCAGUCGCUGCUACUCAAACACCUAUCAUUUUCAUCGGUACUGGUGAGAAUUUGCACGAUAUAGAUACCUUUAGACCUCGUCCAUUUGUUCAACAGCUACUCGGUAUGGGUGAUAUGCAGGGAUUGAUGGAGCAAGUUCAGGAUGUAGCCAUGUCCGACCCCGACAAACAAAAGGAACUCGCUAAGAAGUUUGAGCAAGGCAGCCUGAGUAUCAGAGACUGGUCUGAACAGAUUAAGAAUGUAACUAAACUAGGACCUAUCAGUAAGAUAGCAGGUAUGAUACCGGGACUCAACGCCGACAUGAUUGGACAAGGUGGUGACGAUGAGGCUAGCAAGAGGAUAAAAAGAAUGCUCUUCAUCACCGAUAGUAUGACGGUGAAGGAGAUGGAUAGUGAUGGUUCAAUCUUCCUGCGCAAAGGCACGGAUGGGAAAUAUGUUGGAAUGAGCAAGCGUGCACUUCGAGUUGCCAGGGGAUCAGGUACUAGUGUACGCGAAGUUGAAGAACUGUUGGUGCAAUAUACGAUGAUGAAGAGCGGUAUCCUCAACAUGAUGAAAGGGCAAGCGGGUGGAGCUGGUGGAAUGAAACCAGGUCAGCCGGGUAUGCCAUCGAGAGAUCAGGUACAACAGAUGCAAAAGAUGAUGCCACCACAAUUACUUCAAAAGCUGAAGAGUGGAGGUGGACCUGAGAUACUACAGCAGCUGCAACGCGGACAGAUUCCAAAAGGAAUGGAUCCAGAAAUGAUGGAAAAGAUGGCACAACAGAUGGGAAUGAAUCCAAAUGCGAUGGGCGGCGGUGGUGGAGGUAUGCCACAGUUGCCUGGAAUGCCACAGAUGCCACAGAUGCCACAGAUGCCUGGAAUGGGUGGCGCAGGUGGAUUCAAUCCAGCAUCUAUGCUCGGCGGAAUGGAUUUCUCGAAGAUGGCAGGCAUGUUCGGUGGUAAAUAG
This is a messenger RNA of Wallemia ichthyophaga EXF-994, 1743 nucleotides long. Its product is annotated as Signal recognition particle 54 kDa protein-like protein. The transcript has 3 exons. Gene Ontology annotation, cellular component: signal recognition particle, endoplasmic reticulum targeting; cytosol. NCBI's taxonomy places the organism in Eukaryota, Fungi, Basidiomycota, Wallemiomycetes, Wallemiales, Wallemiaceae. Gene Ontology annotation, molecular function: 7S RNA binding; ATP hydrolysis activity; endoplasmic reticulum signal sequence receptor activity. The record is from RefSeq and is a predicted model, not a curated record. The coding region runs from base 1 to 1743 and encodes 580 amino acids. Gene Ontology annotation, biological process: SRP-dependent cotranslational protein targeting to membrane, translocation; SRP-dependent cotranslational protein targeting to membrane.